This is a messenger RNA of Egretta garzetta (little egret), 1297 nucleotides long. RefSeq names its product armadillo repeat containing 1 (gene ARMC1). Lineage: Eukaryota; Metazoa; Chordata; Aves; Pelecaniformes; Ardeidae. The record is from RefSeq and is a predicted model, not a curated record. Gene Ontology annotation, molecular function: protein binding; metal ion binding. The coding region runs from base 8 to 865 and encodes 285 amino acids. The transcript has 6 exons.
GUUUUGAAUGCAUGGUGCAGAAAAAAUGAAUUCUACUAUGAGUGAGGAGCCUGAUGCACUGUCUGUAGUUAACCAACUCCGAGAUCUAGCAGCUGACCCACUGAACAGACGGGCCAUUGUUCAGGAUCAAGGAUGCCUGCCAGGUCUUAUUCUGUUUUUGGACCAUCCCAGCCCUCCGGUUGUUCAUUCAGCUUUACUAGCUCUCCGCUAUUUGGCAGAGUGCCGUGCCAACAGAGAAAAGAUGAAAAGUGAAUUGGGUAUGAUGCUCAGCUUACAGAAUGUAAUACAAAAGACCACUACACCGGGAGAGACUAAACUUUUAGCUUCUGAAGUCUAUGAUAUCCUUCAGUCUUCCAACAUGUCAGACAUGGACAAUGUGAAUGAGAUGAAUUAUCGUCGAAGGAAAGCGCAGUUUUUCCUUGGCAGCACAAAUAAGCGUGCCAAGACUGUGGUUUUACAUAUAGAUGGCCUUGAUGAUUCGUCUCGAAGGAAUCUUUGUGAAGAAGCGUUGCUGAAAAUUAAAGGUGUUAUUAGUUUUACCUUUCAAAUGGCUGUUCAAAGGUGCGUGGUCCGGAUUCGCUCAGACUUAAAAGCAGAGGCAUUGGCAACGGCAAUAGCGUCAACCAAAGUCAUGAAGGCACAGCAAGUUGUGAAAAGUGAAAGUGGUGAGGAGAUGCUGGUUCCGUUCCAAGAUACUCCAGUGGAAGUAGAGCAGAACACAGAUCUACCUGAAUAUUUACCGGAAGACGAAAGCCCUACAAAGGAACAGGACAAAGCAGUGUCUCGUGUUGGGUCACACCCAGAAGGUGCAGCAAGCUGGCUCAGCACGGCAGCAAACUUUCUAUCAAGAUCUUUCUACUGGUGACUUGUAUUUGGCGUUAAAAGACUGAGUGAAUGAACCAACAGGGGGGCCAGUUUUCCAUUGGUGUGGUGAACUGCCAAGUGCAAUUUGCAAUAAAUUAUCACAAAAAUUUUAGAUUAAGCAAAUGUAUGCUGCAUUUUACAUUUUAUCGGACGUUUAGCCUGAUAGGGCAGGGGUCAAAGGACAGAGGCCUCCAAUCAAAUUGUUCUUUCAUUUGUUUUUCAUGUGGAUUUUAUUGCUUCACUUUUUAAAAAUGGGUCCACUGUUAUAUACCAAAUGUUUAUGCAUAUAGAGCUUUAAGUUUGACUUCACAUGAAACACAUGAUAGGGAGAAUCCAUUUAACUCAAGUCUCAGGGCCUCUGUGAAAGAAAAUUCUUAAUAGCUCUAGCUGUGCAUUAAAUAAAAUGCCCCUUUUAUUUCUGCACACCUUUGGA